Messenger RNA from Prunus armeniaca (apricot), 1098 nucleotides. The record is from the annotation of a GenBank genome assembly. Lineage: Eukaryota; Viridiplantae; Streptophyta; Magnoliopsida; Rosales; Rosaceae.
AUGCAAGCUUUCAGUUCCAACAGCAGCCACGACUAUGGCAUUUUUGUCACGGUAGAGCAGAAAGCUUUCUCAGAUGAUGAAUCGCUUCCCAUUCCGAUUCCGAUUCCUGAGGUCUCGAUUCUUUUGAAUGUCGUCGUAAGCUACAAUGUUAAUUCAGAUAUUUCUCUGCCCACCACCAGAGCUUACGAUGCAAGACUCGAACUUGAUCAUCCUUUUCACUCAUUCAAGUCCAAUUCACGAGAUAUUUUAUCAAACAUGAUCGACGCAAUGCACAUUCCGUUCCCAUUGGACCGGCUCCGAUGGAAAACGCAGCGUUUUGGUGGUGGCAACACAGAGCCACUCGAGAGCGUUGAAGCUAUGGUAAGCAGAAUGGCUCUUGAGGCUAGUACCAUGGUGGAAAAUCAUGGAGCUGCUGGACUUAACAAGAAGCUUGGCAUACUUGUCACAGUUGAGAAGGAGAUUCCAAUGCUUGCACACCAACUGUUCGACGAAAUGCAGCAGUUGGAGGUUGAGGACAGGGAGCUCAGGGAUGAGGUGAACGCGCAAAUAGAGACAUAUCAUGCUCCGCUUGCACUUUCUUCGGGUGCUAUUGAACAAAUAGGGGAGGGUUGGGCACAGCGGCUGAGGGAAGGCUGGCACUCACUUGCAUUCCGGGCUAGUGUUAUGCUUUCUGCUGAUGAUGUUCAUCAAAUGGAGGAUGUUCUAGAUAAGCUAUUGAGCCUCCGGGACAGUAUGAUAAGAACUUGUGCAAACAUGCGCUCUUUCUUGGAUACAUUAGCACAAAACACUGGGGAUAUCGACGAUGGCGCAUUGACAGAAGCAGCCGUGAGAGAGUCAUUAGAGGAAGCAGUGUUCAGCCCAAUGCCUGCAACUAGAGCAUCAGUUGAGGCCUUGGAGAAGUUUGUGUUUGAUGGAGGGGUGCAAUGUGGUUCGAGCAGCGAUCAACGUUGUGUGGUUUGCUUGGGAAAGAUGUUGAGUGGGGAUCAAGUCACUUGCUUGCCAUGCUCUCACAUGUUUCAUGGACAUUGCAUUGAACAGUGGUUGAGGUAUGGUCAUGUAUGCCCUCUGUGUAGGUUCAAGUUGCCAACUGAUUAUUGA